This is a messenger RNA of Lathyrus sativus (Indian pea), 336 nucleotides long. The record is from the annotation of a GenBank genome assembly. NCBI's taxonomy places the organism in Eukaryota, Viridiplantae, Streptophyta, Magnoliopsida, Fabales, Fabaceae.
AUGAGUAUGUCUUUCCUUCUAUUAUUCCAUCUUUUGCUUCUUGUCUCUUGUUGUAUCUCUUCAUUUGCUAGUGGAGCUACUCUGUUAGAAGAAGAAGUACAAGUUAUGAAAGACAUAGCUAAGACACUUGGGAAGAAGGAUUGGGACUUCAGCAUAGAUCCUUGUAGUGGACAGAGUAAUUGGACAUCCUCUGUGCAAGUGAAUGGAUUUGAAAAUGCUGUCACCUGCAAUUGCUCUUUUGCCAAUGCCACUAUCUGCCAUGUUGUUAGCAUGUACGUCUCUAAUCUCCUCAUGUCUAUCUAUUGUGUGUUUGAUGAAGAUAUUUUCACUCUCUAG